ACUAAAUUAGUGAAUUGUUCAUGUUUCAAUGAUGCAGUAAGAAAACUUCUGUUAUUCCUAUCCCGCUAAUACGAAUGAGGACAAGAAAUGGCGGCGGGAACGCAAAAUUUUAAUUCUUCAAAGUUAAAGCUGCAAACGUUAUAUUUAAAACAACAAAAUGAAGACAAAUUAUUUGAAUUUUUAAAGGAUUUAUUGUUUUUCAUUUUCAAAGCUAUGAUAUGAUUUGGGAUAUAUAACGGCAAAAGGAUGGUUGAUGCAGAGACGCAAACAUAUACCUCUCUUUCGGAGGAUGCCCAUUAUAUGGUGCAAAAAGCUGUUGAGAAGGGAAAUGAUAUAUUUUAUGUCAGCAACAACCUAAAUACUAAGGAAACAACAUACUUUGGAACUGAUCUGGGGAAGAAGUUCUUGGAUAGCAAAAGAGAACUGCUUCUUGAGUUCUACAAGUUCUGUGUUGAGACUUAUUCAUCAGAGUCAGGUGUUGUUGUCAUCUCCUCAGAGAGCACAGAGGAGGCCACUACAGCAAAAAUAGAGGAUGACAUAACAGAAGAGGUGGAAGAUGAUAAAGAUGAAGACUGGAAAAUGGAGAAGAAAACACCAGGGGGUUCCAAUAAAAUUAAACACUCAAUCAGACGAAAAGUGGAAAUUGAGGAAAAGAUGGGGGUUAAGUGUGAUAAAUGUUCUCAGAUUUUCAAGACAGAUGAGUACCUUAAGCAGCACAUGCAGAUUCAUGAGAGAAUAAACUACCACUGUCCAGAAUGUGACAGGCCCUUCAGUGUGAAGCGAUACAUAUACAAUCACAUGAAGACCAUGCAUAACAAAGAUUACAAUGCCUCCAUUCAAAUUAAGAUGACUCCCUACAUACCGUCAGACUGUCCAGAAUGUAAAGAAACUUUCCCAUCUAUAGAAAUGUUGGAGAUACACAUGGACAGAGAACAUAGCACUAAAUCUGCCAAACAGUCGGGGUCAAAAACUAGUACACCUAGGGCAUCAGACACCCCCAGAACCUCUCAGAGGAUCAGAAAAGUUACAGAAAAGAUGAAGAGCAGUCAAGAGGCUUUGAAUUUAAAUUCAGAAGGAAACGAAGAGAAAAAUGCAGAUGCAAAACUAGAAAAAGAAAAGGAAUCAUCAAGUCCUAAGGAAGACUUUGCAUUUGUCUGUAGGGUGUGUCAAAAAGGAUUCAACCUAAGACGUUCAAUUGGUGUUCACAUGAGAAAAUCCCAUAACAUGGCAUACCAAGAGGAGGAAGUAGAAACUGAGAAAGAGAAGGAGGCAGAAGAUGUGAGUGAGUCGGUGACCACAACCCCUGCCAAGACAGCAGAUUCAGUAGGUGAUCAAGAGGUUGUAUGUACAACAAGAUCAGGGAGGAAGUCCAAGAAGUCAAGUAGACUUCUAGAAAUAGAAAGUACAAGCAUCAUGCCAGAAAGUCCAAAAAAGGCGGCGUCAGAAAAGCCAACUGCUCAAGGAGCUGCUACAACAUCUGAAGAAAACGGAGAUGGGAAUGCAGAAAGUGACAACAAUAGCCAAGAAAAUCAGCCCGGAACUAACAAUGCUGGAGAAAAUAGGGAAGGAGAAGAAACUGCAGCUAUUGAAGAAAUGGAAACAGAAACUGUUGGAAAAAAGGAGGAGAAAAUAUUUCAAGAGGAAGAGGAAUUCAAACCUAACAUAAUAGAAGAAAUUCAGGAGGACGAUGAAGAGUAUAAAGUAUCAGAAUCAGAGGAUGUCCAUGAAUCGGAUGAAGAUUUCAAGAUUUCUGGAGAUGAAGAUUUUGACCACAAGACUCAUAAAAGUACUCUAAAAGGUCAACGACUUUCAGCAAGAGGUAUUAAAAGAAAGUCAAUGUUUAAUGACAGUGUUGAAGUAGAUGGAGUCUUGCUAACAACUCCAGGCAGAAAAAAGAAAAAGGAUGGCAAUAUCAGCAUUCCACUACAGAGAGUAUCCAACCAGCACUUAUUAGAAGGACGAUGUGAGGAAACAAUAGUUAAUAAUAAAGUUUGGUACAGAUGCCUUCUUUGCAGCAAGGCUAUGAGAAUGCGUACAGCAAUUAUCAAACACAUGAAAACUCAUGACGAAAUGCUUGAGGGGACUUACCAAUGUUACAUAUGUGACGUUCGCUUCUCCACUAACUUCAAGCUUGGUAAUCACCUCAGAGAUACUCACAAAAAACUUAACGCCUUUGAAUGUGAAAAGUGCAAGCUCAAGUUCAGUGGUCGUAAGGCAUUCAUAGAGCAUGAGUCCAUUUGUAAUGUUGACCCUGAUAGUGUAACACCUCAACCUCUGAGUGAAGAGGAAAUAAGAAUUCAGACAACUUGUAUUUUUUGCAAGGAGGUUUUCCCAUCAAAAGAAGAACUACAAGAACAUGAAAACACUCAUAUGAAUGAAACUGGAGCCUUUCUCUGUCCACAAUGUGACCUCACAUUCUUAGAAAAAAGCUUUUGCAAGCUUCACAUCUUGACUAGUCACAGUCCUGAAGAGAAUAUGGUGGAGGAAAAGAAUGUAAAUCCACUUCAAUGCCGUCUGUGUUUGAAAAUCCUGAACACUCAAGAAACAUAUGAUGCUCAUAUGAAGAUCCAUGAUGAUGAAUCCCUGGUCUGCAAAAUUUGCAACAAGCGAUUUAAUUAUCCUUACACUUUGAGGAACCACCAUCUGCUUCACCAUUCGGAUGACUUCCCUUUUGAGUGUCCACAUUGUCCUCAAAAGUUUAAGCUGAAGCGUUACAUGACAAAGCACGUCAGCGACAAGCAUGAGGGGGACGGGGUAGCUAAACCAAAGUCGGACCUGGAUACCUGUAAAAUAUGCGACACACCGUACGUGUCCAAAGUUGACCUCCUAGAGCACAUGAAAGAAAGUCAUGAACAUGUCAUCAACACUCACCGUAAGGCAACAGACGACUCGGAGAAGUUUGCAUGUGCAAGAUGUCACAAGGUUUACAACACUGUGGAUGAUUUCAUCCUUCAUGUCUCCAACCACAGGCCAAAGAAGAAGCUUGUGUGUGACCACUGUGGAAACACUUUCAACACUAAGUCUAACCUCAAUACCCAUGUGAGAUUGAAGCACAGUACAGUGCGUCCAUUUGAGUGCGACAUCUGCAACAAGAAGUACGCCCUGCGCACACUUCUGAACCAACACGUUCGUUUCCAGCACUGCAAUGAGCGACCAGUGUCUUGUGACAUCUGUGGAAAGGGAUUCCGAACAAAGAGUCAGCUCCAAAAACAUAGCUAUUCCCACAGAGAGAACACCAUUGACUGUGAAGUCUGUGAGCACAAGAGCUGGACAAUGGAGGGCUACAAGAUCCAUUUGGUGGCCACCCAUCCCGAGCUGGCUAUUGAGAAGAAAAUCCAUCACUACACCUGUCAGUACUGUAGCCGCAGGUUUGCUGUGCUCCAUCAGUACAAGCGGCAUUUGGCUAUUCACACAGGUCAAAAGCCCCACAAGUGCACCCAGUGUGACUAUGCCUGUUCCAGUGUGGGAACCCUCAACAGUCACAUCAAGAGAGUCCACAACCCUUCCAGUCGAAUCUUCCAGUGCAACUUCUGCUUCAUGACCUUCUCUGAGGCCGGAAAGAUGUACCGCCACAUGGACACCACCAAGCACAUUGAGAACUGUCGCCGCAACGGUGUGGACCCGCACACCAUCAGGGAGGAUGUUUCUUACCUGAUCAAGAGCAAAGAAAACACCACAUCUAGGCGUGGGUACAACAUGGGGCAGUCCAUGAAGAAGAUGAGACCGACAGAGAUUAUCAUUGAAAAUGUGGAUGCCAUGGAACCAGAGGUCCAAGUCGAGGCGGUUGUGGAGGACCCAGAGGAGUAUUCUCAGGAAGAGUUGAAGAUUGAGGUUCCAAUGGCCACCUCUGAGGAGGAGGUGACUGAGGUCAUCCAAGAGGUUCAGGAGGUGCAGGAAGAGGAGGUACAAGAGGGAGAGCAGCAGAUCGAGAUCAACAGCGAGGUCCUGCAGCAGAUUCUUCAGGGAGCAGCUCUGGGUACCGACCAACAGCUGCCGCAAAACAUUGAGAUCAAGACACAGCUAGACGAGGACGGCAUGCAGUGUUUUGUCAUUCAGCUCCCAGAAAACUCAGAGUUCACUGUGGUUUAAUUGAUUAGGUUUAUGUUAUAUCUAUUUAUUCCAAUUUGACUUUUCGAAGAAUUAAAUCAUGCAAAAUUUGUCCACAUUGUAAUAUAAGUUAUUUAAAAUUGUCAAUGUUUUAUGGUUAUUUUAAUUUACCUCAAGGCAGUUUAUUCACAUAUUAUUUGACAUAUAAUCAAACUAAAUCUUAUCUUCUUUUUUUUAACUUUGAAAUGAUCAUUAUGAUGUUGACUAAAAAUGUUUGGAAGGCAAUAAUAGCAUUGUAUUACCAUAUUUGAAAGAUGUACAUGUAAAUACCUAAUAUUGUUUACCGCAUAUAAAAACUGUAACCUGUAUAUUUUUGUCCUCAAUUCAUCUGUUAAUUAACUGAAAAAUCUAGUAUGAUAAUAUUUACAGGAUAGUUUUAGCCCAAGACAGCUUGUAAAUUGUUAUUUAAAUAAAUUGUCAUCAUAGUGUUAAAAGGAUUAUACCCUCUAUAUUCCUGUACAAAAUGUUCUGAAUAUGUUUUCUUGGCCCCUAUCUUGUGUCUUGUGUAAGCGUUUUAAAUAUACUUUUCAAAUUGGAUUGUAUUACUGUAAUGAAGUAGAUCUUUUUGUAGUUUGUAUUUUAAGAUGAUGAAAUAGAGGGUUUUCCCCCCUAUUAUUGAGGUGUUUCUGAAUGCAACAAACUUUUGCAACAUAAUAAAGAAAAUAAUUAUUUUUAAUUACAUGUAACUACUUGGGUCAGUUUAACACUGCUGUGAAUGAAAUUAUGUACGGAAUAGGCAGUAUCUGAGGCUAUAGUUUUGGAGGAGGGAGGGGUUAUAAAUGAGUAAAGUUAGAAAUGCUAGGAAAUUUAGGUCUAUUAUAAUGUUAUAUCUUCCAUGUCUUUGAUUUGGUUACCAUAGUAGAUUUUCAGUUAGAUAUGCAAUUUUCAAAUGUAAAAAACAAAAUCGGCUAUGCAUUUCUAAAUUAAUUGGACAUCACAAAGCAUUUAAAUUAAAUUUUACUGAUGAGAGAAAUAAAACGUCUGUAUCUUGGUCAAUAAUUUUUUUAAAAGCUUUUUAUCUUCAUCCUGUAUUUGAAAAAGCUGCUAGUAUUGCCUACAACUAUUUUGAUAGUAUAUUACAUGUUCUAGUGUAUGUAAUGUUAAAUGUGUACCCUUGUUUUACAGGAAAAGUUAAUCUGGUCUAGUAGGUUUUUCACAAAUAGUUCUGUUUUCAAGAGAAAGAAAAAAAAGCCAAUACAUGUAAUGAUAUAGUCAAUUAGUUUUGUUUUGGUCAUUAAAAACGUUUAGUCACA
Magallana angulata is the source of this 5360-nucleotide messenger RNA. RefSeq names its product zinc finger protein 423-like. The coding region runs from base 247 to 4089 and encodes 1280 amino acids. The record is from RefSeq and is a predicted model, not a curated record. NCBI's taxonomy places the organism in Eukaryota, Metazoa, Mollusca, Bivalvia, Ostreida, Ostreidae. The transcript is spliced from 6 exons.